Molecule: messenger RNA, 1631 nt
Organism: Egretta garzetta (little egret)
Lineage: Eukaryota; Metazoa; Chordata; Aves; Pelecaniformes; Ardeidae
Gene: CCDC152
Product: coiled-coil domain containing 152
Exons: 8
Coding region: 1-768 (255 amino acids)
Source: RefSeq, a predicted model, not a curated record
AUGAAUCACAGCCAUGAAGAAACUACAAAGAAAAUCAGCGUGGUGAACCUUGAUAAGCUUUUGGAUAACUUCUCAGAGAUAGAAAAGAAAAUAUCAGAAAUUAAUGAAGCAAAUAACCUCCUGGUUCUUCAGCUGGAAAAAUGUAACAGAUUGUUAACAUUAAGCCAAUCAAAGGAGGAAUCAGUAAAAGAAGAAUGUACUACUCUACAGAACGUGAUAAAGGGUCUAACACAAACCAUUGAAAACCAGUGUAACAUGAAAGAUGAAAAUGAUAGACUGAAGGGUACCAUUCACAUCUUGGAAGAGAAACUAAAGGCUUGUGAACAGGAAUAUAAAGAUCAGAUUGAGAAACUUAUGGUAGAAAUCAAAAACAAGGAGGAAGACCACAAAUUAGAAAUAACACAGUUGAAUUGCGAUAUAAGAGAAAAAUUUGAAAUAAAAGAAGCGGAGUAUAGAGAACAGAGAGAGAGAAAAGAACUGGAAAUAUUAGAGCUCACUAGACAGCUGAAAAUUCAAAAUGAAGAGAAGCAGAAUGAAAUAAUUAAACUGCAGAUAGAGUUCAACGCUAAAUUAGCAAGAGUUCAGAAUAAAACAACGAACGCGUUUUCAGAGGCCUCUGUCUUGCCACAAAGUAUCUAUCGAAGGAAGCUGCAGCAUCUCCAGGAGGAGAAAAACAAGGAAAUUGAAAUUCUCCGAAACACCAUAAGAGACCUAGAGCAACGUCUUCAUAAAGGCCAAGACCCGCACUUCAAACGGAGGCGGUUUUGAGUAAAUGACGUGAAGUAUUUCAGUGGUACAUACAAGGAGAAAUAGAAACAGUGUAUUUCAAACUGUGCCCCUGAAAGUAAAAAGAAGACACGAAGAAAUACAGAAUAUUUUUUAUUGAAGACGCUCUUGCCAAAUAUUCCAAAGACAUGCCUUCUGUGUAUAUUCACGGCUACUUUCUUGCUAAUCAGCAUUCACAAUAAGAAGAUUCAGGUUUCGUAGGAGUAAUAAUUUCCCUAUUAAACCAUCAUUAAUUAUCGUGUACGCUUUCAAAGCAGUUUUCCUUCCAUGAAUAUUCUCUUCUUCAUCCAGGAAUCCUUCCAACAACGGUAUUUUUACUUCAACUCGGUUAAUCAAAAGUUAGGAAUGCUAAGCUACAGACAGCUAACACAAGUGUAAGUGGUAUACAACCUCACUAAUCAAUACCGAUUUAUCAAAUGCAGCUCUGUUAUAAACAAAGAUAAACAUUAAACCCAAGACUGAAUUUGUUCUGCCCCUCCCUCGUUCUGAUACUGGUGCUGAUUCUGCAUGAAGAGUUUUUAACGCUGCUUCUCACUUUAGGCACGAUCUUACUGAUUGAGCGGGGUUUUACAAGCUGUAGUCGAAUGUAUUAAUGGACCCUGAUACCGUAUCUAAGCCAUAAAAGUUAAGCAUAUAAAUCUGUUACAUGAAAAUAAUGCAAUUACUGCUUAUAUCUUACAUUUGAGAUAAAAAGUUAUUUUGGCACGUUGCUUAGGAGUAAGCUUUUCUUGUACCUAAUUUGUAUCCCCAGGUUAGAAAAAAAACCAACCCACCAACCAACUUUUGAAUAUAUUCCACCUUCUUAAUAAAAAAACGAUUAAAAUAUCUCUUUUGGUUAUCUUCUA